GAGUCUCUCGCUGCUCGUCCGCGAGCGGAAUGGACAGGGUGGCGGGCCAGCGCCGUGCCCAAAGCCUCCGCGCUCUUCUCGACAAAACAGCAGAGGACAAAUAAACAGUAUUGACCAGUGUUUGCAAGAGCCGCUGCAAGAUGGCCAAUCUGACCAUAUGCUACUCUGACCAACCCAUGGACUUUUUCUACAACUUCAGUAGCAACAACAGCCAGAAAAAUGAGUGGGAUUCUAAGCAGCUUAUUGUUGUCCAGGUUUUUGGGUCUGUCUUCUGCUUCUUCAUCCUCGUAUCCAACGCCAUGAUCAUUGCAGCUGUGAUUACAAACAGGAGGUUCCAUUACCCAUUUUACUACCUCCUUGCCAACCUUGCAGCAUCAGACUUUCUUGCUGGAAUUGCUUACAUUUACCUUAUGUUUAACACAGGUGAAGUGUCCAGACAGCUCACUGUGUCACUAUAUUUUUUCCGUCAGGGCCUGCUGGACACAAGCCUCUCAGCUUCACUAGCUAAUCUGCUAGUGAUUGCAUUAGAGCGCUACAUUUCUGUAAUGAACUGGAAAGUCCACAGCAAUCUUACAAAACGACGAGUGACAUUGCUUAUUGUGUUGGUAUGGACUGUUUCUAUAUUUAUGGGUGCUGUGCCCAGUCUGGGUUGGAAUUGCAUCUGCAGCCUGGAAUUAUGCUCCAAAUUGGCCCCCAUAUACAGUAGGAGCUACCUGGUGUUCUGGUCACUAUCCAACUUGUUACUCUUCUUGGUAAUGGUGACAAUCUAUUUGAGGAUAUACAUGUACGUCAAGAAAAAAACAUCUGUUCUGUCCUCACACACUAGUGGCUCAAUAAACCGCAAGAGGACUCCAAUCAAACUCAUUAAGACUGUAAUGACGGUUCUAGGGGCCUUUGUGGUCUGCUGGACCCCAGGACUGGUGGUGUUAUUGCUGGAUGGUAUAAACUGCCAAAGCUGUAAUGUUUUGAGCUUCAAGCGUUGGCUACUCCUCCUGGCUGUGCUCAACUCGAUCAUGAACCCCAUCAUCUACUCUUAUAGAGAUGAGGAGAUGUGGAUGACCCUGAAGAACCUGCUUCGCUGUGUUUGCAGUGGGACCCGCAGGCAGAGGUCUUCUAGGGCCAACACCUGGGCAAUGGGCUCCAUGCAGGAACCCAGCAAUACUCAGUAUACCUCAGAGGACAGUAAAAGCUCCAUAAAGGUAAUGCUUCAGAACUAAGGUCAUCUCGUGACAUGUCAUCGGGAAGUAAAUGGCAGACCGGUUUAGUUGUGUCUCAGUAGGGAGGCCAUGUGUGGAGCAAUCCCUCAAUUCAUUGCAAAAGUCCACAGACCACUCCACAGACAGCUGGACUUGUUUCAGCAAGGACAGUUUAACUGAGCACCGUGUUUGCCCAGCAGGAAGAAGGUGAUGGACUGUUUACAGUCUUCUCAGAACCUCAUUGAGGACCUCUUGAUUUUAAAAAUGGAAAAAUCCACUGUAUAAUUUCUUUUUUUUUUUACCUCAAAAGAUUUUAUUGUGUUCUUUAUUUUAA
This is a messenger RNA of Scleropages formosus (Asian bonytongue), 1530 nucleotides long. Its product is annotated as lysophosphatidic acid receptor 3-like. Gene Ontology annotation, cellular component: membrane. The transcript is spliced from 3 exons. Lineage: Eukaryota; Metazoa; Chordata; Actinopteri; Osteoglossiformes; Osteoglossidae. The record is from RefSeq and is a predicted model, not a curated record. Gene Ontology annotation, biological process: G protein-coupled receptor signaling pathway. The coding region runs from base 141 to 1217 and encodes 358 amino acids. Gene Ontology annotation, molecular function: lysophosphatidic acid receptor activity.